AUGAUAGGACUAACAGGUAAACGAAUACCAUCAUUGUCUGCUAUAUUGGAACUUACAAGUGAGGCAGUCAAACGAUUACGGGUUAAGGGAAGCGCGUCUGCUGCUUCUACAUUCACCACUAGCCAGGGUUCUUCUCAAAAAACCGCACGGAGGGCCACUGUUACUUCUUCCUUUCAUGUGGAUUCCAACAACCUGACUUCUGCUGGUUAUUCCGUAUCUUGCCCCCCAUCCUAUUGGUCACUUUUUUUCAAUGGAGAAAAAAUGGUGUCAGUUAAUUGCCUUUUGGACACUGGUAGUGGGCGUUCGUACUUGUCUGCUGAUGUACUGAGGGACUUGGGUUCAGUUGAGACUGUUGGAGUCAGUUGUCGGCUUAGACUUUUCACCCUCCUUGGUGAGUGUGACCGGAAUUUCACGGAGGUGGUUCUGGGAGUUGACCUUGGUUCUGGUGAGGCUUUGGCUUCCUCUGUUUUGGUCACUGAUGCAAUGGACUUGUCUGUACGACUGGCUCACUUGGAGACCCUGUUGGGUGCUUUUAGGGCAGCUGACUAUAAUUUGGCUGGCCAAUUUGAGGCCAGGUCAGACCUUGUGCUUAUCAAAGGGCAUUAUUGGAUUGGACCUUAUUCAUCGAUUGAUUACAUUGAAGUUGGUCCCCUGUCUGAGGGUUGGGCAUUUUCUGUUCCGUCAGGCCUGGUUUCCUUUGGAACUGUGGACUCCUUUUUUGUCAGGAGACAAGAUCCCUUGUGA
Messenger RNA from Acanthosepion pharaonis, 744 nucleotides. The record is from the annotation of a GenBank genome assembly. Lineage: Eukaryota; Metazoa; Mollusca; Cephalopoda; Sepiida; Sepiidae.